CAGUGGUAGGGCACCGGCUUCCCGGAGACGUGUAACAGGCGGUGGGCCGCAGCGAUGGCCGAGAGAAAAACCAAUGGUGGUAGCGCCGCCUCCGCCCCUUCCUCGGGCACUAACUUACUCUUCUCCUCCUCCGCCACGGAGUUCAGCUUCAACGUGCCCUUCAUCCCAGUCACUCAAGCCGCCGCCGCCCCGGCCUCCCUGCUCCUGCCCGGAGAGGAUUCCACAGAUGUUGGUGAGGAGGAUAGCUUCCUCGGUCAGACUUCUGUUCCCACAUCCACACCACAGACGUUUAGUUACUUCUCUCAGGUAUCAAGCAGUAGUGAUCCUUUUGGGAACAUUGGACAGUCGCCCUUAACCACUGCGGCAGCAUCGGUUGGACAGUCAGCAUUCUCCAAGCCCCCAGCUGCUCUCCCUUUUACAACUGGAUCACCAGAGGUGUUGAGUGCGUUUCCACCAGCCGUUUCAAAGGCUCAAUAUGGUGCUCCACCUUCCUCACAGAUGGGAAUAAAUACUUACUUGCCUUCUCAGCCAAGUAGUCUCCCGCCUUCAAAUUUUGGGAGCCCACCCCAAGGAACCCCCCAACAAGGAUACAACCCAUACCGCCACACCCCUGUCAGCAGCAGGGCGAAUCCCUACAUUGCACCCCCACAGCUGCAACAGUGCCAAAUGCCAGGCCAUCUGUCCCAGCCUCCACCCUCAGGACCCCCUGUGCAGAUGUACCAGGUGCCACCAGGACCUUUGCCACCGGUUCCUCCUUCAGUACUGUCACCAACACAGCAACAGGUACUUGCUAGACCCGCAGGUCCCUCUGUGCAGGGGCCACCUCCUUUUGUGCUUCAGAACCAGUAUGAACCUGUUCAGCCCCACUGGUUUUACUGCAAGGAGGUGGAAUACAAACAAUUCUGGAUGCCUUUCAGUGUGUUUGACUCUUUGAAUCUUGAGGAAGUCUAUAAUUCAGUCCAGCCAGACCCCGAGAGUGUGGUUCUAGGCACUGAUGGCGGGCGCUACGAUGUUUACCUCUAUGACAGAAUGAGGAAAGCUGUAUACUGGGAAGAGGAGCCAGCUGAAGUGAGACGCUGUACUUGGUUUUACAAGGGGGAUACAGAUAGCAGAUUUAUUCCCUAUACAGAGGAAUUCAGUGAAAAACUGGAGGCUGAAUACAAAAAAGCAGUAACCACAAAUCAGUGGCACCGCAGAUUAGAGUUUCCAAGUGGAGAGACCAUUGUUAUGCACAAUCCAAAGGUUAUUGUUCAGUUCCAGCCAUCUUCAGUGCCUGAUGAAUGGGGGACUACGCAGGACGGACAGACAAGGCCUAGGGUUGUGAAGCGUGGGAUUGAUGAAAGCCUUGAUGAAAUUCCUGAUGGGGAAAUGCCUCAGGUUGACCAUUUGGUGUUGGUGGUGCACGGCGUUGGGCCUGUGUGUGACUUGCGCUUCAGAGGCAUUGUUGAAUGUGUGGAUGAUUUUAGGGUGGUUUCUCUCAAAUUGCUGCAGACACAUUUCAAGAAAGGUUUAGAUGAUGGGAAAGUAAGCAGAGUGGAGUUCCUUCCAGUCCACUGGCAUAGUGCCCUGGGUGGGGAUGCCACAGGUGUUGACAGGAAUAUUAAGAAAAUCACUUUGCCAAGUAUUGGUCGGUUUCGUCACUUUACCAAUGAAACCUUGCUAGAUAUUUUAUUUUAUAACAGCCCCACCUACUGCCAGGCAAUUGUGGAAAAAGUGGGAGUGGAGAUGAACCGCCUGCAUGCACUCUUUAUGAGUCGGAACCCAGACUUCAAAGGAAGGGUCUCUGUUGCUGGUCAUAGUUUAGGUUCUUUAAUAUUGUUUGACAUCCUGUGUAAUCAAAAAGAUUUGAACAUCUCAAAAUCUCCGAGGCCUCCAGCUGUUGCUAAUGGGGUUGUAAAGCAGCCGAAUUUUCAUGAAAAGCAGAUGCCUGAAGAGUCAAAGCUGAGCUUGGAUGAGUCAUGUGACCUUGAUGUUGAAAAUGAAGAAGUCCUAACUUUGCAAGAAACUCUGGAAGCACUUAGCCUCUUUGACUAUGUUAGCACUUUUGAAAAGGAAAAGAUUGAUAUGGAAUCUCUGCUUAUGUGUACAGUUGAUGAUCUGAAGGAAAUGGGGAUACCGCUUGGACCCAGAAAGAAGAUAGCUAACUUUGUAAAGCUUAAAGCAGCCAAACUGGAGCAGAAAAAGGCGGCAUCAGAAAAGAAGGCAGUGAUGGCCGCUUUGACAAAAGGACAAGAAGAGAGUGUUCAGAAAGCUAAAGAGGUGGCUUCUCUCCCCUCAGAGUCUAAUGAGGCAAAGCGGAAACAUCCAGUUGGUGCUUAUGUGUCCUCCGUGCAUGUUGACUACGAGUCUUUUGAAGUUGGCACAGGGCAGGUUUCUGUUACUUACAGCUCAUUAGACUUUGAACCAGAAAUUUUCUUUGCCUUGGGAUCGCCAAUUGGUAUGUUUCUCACUAUUCGAGGAGUGGAUAGGAUAGAUGAGAACUACAGGCUUCCUACUUGUAAAGGAUUCUUCAAUAUUUACCACCCACUUGAUCCUGUGGCGUAUAGAUUAGAACCUAUGAUUGUUCGAGAUUUGGACCUAAAAGCGGUUCUCAUUCCUCAUCACAAAGGCAGAAAACGGCUUCAUUUAGAGUUGAAAGAAAGUCUCUCUCGCAUGGGAUCAGAUUUGAAGCAGGGUUUUAUUAGCUCUCUGAAAAGUGCUUGGCAGACGCUGAAUGAGUUUGCCCGCGCUCAUACCUCUUCAACUCAGUUGCAAGAAGAAUUGGAGAAAGUUGCCAAUCAAAUCAAAGAGGAAGAAGAAAAGCAAGUAGUUGAAGCAGAAAAGACUGUUGAAAGUCCAGAUUUUUCCAAGGAUGAGGACUUCUUAGGAAAGGUUGGAAUGUUAAACGGAGGCCGCCGCAUUGAUUACGUGCUUCAAGAAAAGCCAAUAGAGAGUUUUAAUGAGUAUCUUUUCGCUCUUCAGAGUCACUUGUGCUACUGGGAAUCUGAAGAUACUGCCCUCUUGUUGCUUAAAGAAAUUUAUCGAACAAUGAACAUCAGUCCAGAGCAGCCCCAGCAUUGAUCAGGCUUUGUUUACUCUAAGUCCCAGUAUAAAUUAUACUGCUGAGAGGAUGUUCAGAGGACCUUCCCCGUUUGCUCCUGUGAUGGAGGACAGAAAACGAUUCAUCAGUCAUUGCUCAGAUUUAUUUCUCAGAUGGAGGGUUUCAUUUAAAAGAAAAUGCGUAGAACAGAAAGACAAUGAAAAAAACCAUACCAUAUUUGGACCAUGUAGAUAAGAAUGCAGUAUAAAAAUGAUGCAAAGAAAAAUUUCUCGAAUCUGUUUAGUAUAUGGUUGUCAGGGUUAAGUGUGAUAUCAAUGAAGAAAUGCUUGUAGCAUGCAAACGGUUAUUUCUGUUUCUUAAAAACUAUUGUCAGUGGGCUGACAUUUUUCUUUUUAUUAAUGCAGUAUAUUCUUUUUAUUCUUUUUGAGAAAAUACAGUAACAUGAUUUUAAGGAACUUAUGUAAUACUUUAAAUGUGAAUGGUAGUUCUGAGCUGCCUUGAUGCAGGGUCAUUUCUGCCUGUGAAGAGGAAGUAGCCAGGGUUCUCAUUUUCCAAGCUGGAGCUGAGGUUUUAUGAAGCCUUCGUGCCACCAUCAAGGGCUUACUUGUGGAAGGAGUGAAGUGCUUCUUACUUUCCAGAAGUCCUGUGAAAAGCUCUCCUGACAUGUCCACCUUCACUGGAGAGGCAGCAAAUGACAGCUUUUCAUUUUGUCAUCUGAGGUAGCAGUGCCGUUGCCUCAUUGCUGAAGUUCCAUUUAAUGUGAGAACCAGAGUAGAAGUUUUUGUUUUUUGGUUUGUGUUAAUAUCACUUAUACCAAAGCGUUUGAAAGUAUGGAUGUACCGCUUCUAGGCUAUAAACAACUUCAUGAAAAGACUGCUGUAUAGUAUUGCACUUUGUUUUAUUGUAAAUUCAAGCUGUCUAAAUAUUUUCCUAAUACUACAAGGAAUGCUGACUUUCUUCUUUUGUUAUGUAGCAGAACAUUUUACAUUGUUUACAUAGUUCUCAUGGAACAUGGGAGUUUUUGAAAGUGACAUGAUACACAUUUUUGUGUACAUAUUCUAAUUGGAGAAUAAAAAAGUAACAGCAAUGCAUUUUUUAAGCAGCGAGCUUCUGAAUUUUCACGUCUUCCUUAAAAGUAUCCUGUGAGUUCAGUAUUCAUUCCUUCUCACUGUGUGUAGCUGCUGUGUGGUUAAUACAGCGUUUGCUACUGAUGACAAACUCAGAGCACAAGAUUCUAGAGCACCAGUUGAUGCCAGACAACAUAUUCCAGUCGCAUUCUCUAGCUGAUGACACGACACAAUUCGACACUGAAUGCCUUCCCUGACUGGGAGGUGGCAGGUCUGGGCUGGAAGACAGUUUUCUUGACUCCAUUUUGGCCUUAAUUUCUUUAUACCAGGAUAAUUACUUUUCACUUAGCUUCCCAAUAUUGAUGAAAUAAAGAAAAAUGAGGGUAAUUUAUGUAUAUUUUAAUAAA
Castor canadensis (American beaver) is the source of this 4514-nucleotide messenger RNA. It is a transcript of the gene Sec23ip, whose product is annotated as SEC23 interacting protein. Gene Ontology annotation, molecular function: protein binding; metal ion binding; glycerophospholipase activity. Gene Ontology annotation, cellular component: cytoplasm; COPII-coated ER to Golgi transport vesicle. Lineage: Eukaryota; Metazoa; Chordata; Mammalia; Rodentia; Castoridae. The record is from RefSeq and is a predicted model, not a curated record. Gene Ontology annotation, biological process: endoplasmic reticulum to Golgi vesicle-mediated transport.